Onychostoma macrolepis is the source of this 1995-nucleotide messenger RNA. It is a transcript of the gene fhit, whose product is annotated as fragile histidine triad diadenosine triphosphatase. Gene Ontology annotation, molecular function: bis(5'-adenosyl)-triphosphatase activity; ubiquitin protein ligase binding. Lineage: Eukaryota; Metazoa; Chordata; Actinopteri; Cypriniformes; Cyprinidae. The transcript has 7 exons. The record is from RefSeq and is a predicted model, not a curated record. Bases 1398 to 1892 code for a protein of 164 amino acids. Gene Ontology annotation, biological process: negative regulation of proteasomal ubiquitin-dependent protein catabolic process; diadenosine triphosphate catabolic process; purine nucleotide metabolic process. Gene Ontology annotation, cellular component: cytoplasm; nucleus; plasma membrane.
AUCAGCCAGGUUCAUUGAUUCUAUUUUUUUUUUUUUUUCGUCUCUCACACUGUUUUUUUAUUUUUUAUUUGGUGGACUUGUGAGCAAGUUGAUUACAGAUAAAAGUAGGAGAACUGGUGGCGCAAUCUCGAAAAAUGUUUUGUUAGAGGUGAGGGGCAAUAAAUGAGCGCAGCAGAUGUUUCUGGAUGUUGGCAGUGGUUGCAGCACGCUUUGCUCAUUUAGACUCUAGCCAGGUUAGCUCUUCAGAGAGCAGCACAUGUGACACUAAUCCCAAUAGACUCCAGAGAUAAGGUAACAUGAUAAUGUGAUGCUUCUUUCUGUUGUUCUGUUGUCUCAUGUUUUAGUAUAAAAACACUGGCUGCAUUCCACUUUUCCGUCCUUGUUUUUUGAGCGUGAUGGCCAUGCUUAAAUGAAAGUAGGGUAAAAUGUGGCUGUAGGCCCCCUGUGGCCCUUUUGUUUCUUUUUUCAAAACACUGCAGGUUUACUGCCAGUUCUGCAGUUUUUCUGAAACUAAAUAAAUAAAUGAAACACAUUUUUAAAGAAUAUUAUGUAUGUGCUUGCGUGAAACUCUCCACUAUGAUGUUAGGUUAUACUUGGGGCUGUCAAAGCCAGUCUGCUAAUUUUUGGCUGUCGAAAUAGACAGAUUACCCCGGAAAUCAUUUAUGUUUUCUUUUUUUUAAAUUCUCAGAUUAUAAUUCCAUCUAGUCGGAGUGUAUCAAACGUGUGAUAUUUUGAGUCGAAUUUAGAGGAAAUCUCAGUGUAUGACGCUCCUGUUCUGCACAUUUGAUUUAAUGCAUUCAAAUUAACGUUUGGCAGCACAGUCUAAAAAAGUCUUAUGGUUUAAUGUACUAAAACAAUGACCAGGGUUGAUUUAUUUCAUGUUUUAGCUGAAACUCUCAUUUUAGCUCUUUAAUGGAAAUAUUUGUGCAAAAGUAUGUUUUGGUUUUAUCAAUCCUAUUUUUGUAUUUAUUGAUUUGUUUUAAGUCUUUACAUUUCUGUGUGUAUUGAUUAUGGUUGACAAGGGGUGAUUCCCCAAAAAUCCCGGAAGGUUUCCAAAAUUUCUGGAAUGUUUCUGAAAUAUACUGUAUAAUUUUCCACCUUUUUGCAACCCUAGCAGGGCUCCAAACUGCGACUAAAACGGUCGCAUUUGCGACCAAAAAUAUUAAUUUGCGAGUGAAGUUUUUGCUGCGACUUGAUUUUUUUUCCUGAUUGUUUUGCGAUCACAUCUUUUAUGUCCACGUAUUAAACCGAGACGAUGCGCAUCAAAGUUUUAAUGGAAAAAGGAGUUUCAAACAGUCCUCAUCUCUGCCGAAAUGCCCGCUAAACGCAGCUCAGUCGUGAAGCGCGAGAGAUCAAAAUGACGGAGACGUGCAAAGUGAAAGUGCAGGGUCUAUUUCAUGCACAACUUGAACAAACUUCAACAGGAAUUGAUGUCCACUAUGGCCACGUUUCGCUUUGGGCAGCACAUCAUAAAGUCCUCAGCGGUGUUUUUGAAGACGGAGUUGUCCUUUGCACUAGUCAACCGAAAGCCGGUCGUGCCUGGCCAUGUUCUAGUUUGUCCUCUUCGUGUCGUUGAGAGAUUCCGAGACCUUCGUCCUGAUGAGGUGGCAGAUCUGUUCAUGACCACACAGAGAAUAGCCGAUGUGAUUGAGAAACACUUUCAGGCAUCCUCCCUAACCAUCGCCAUUCAGGACGGACCUGAGGCAGGACAGACGGUGAAGCAUGUCCAUGUUCACGUGCUUCCAAGGAAGGCUGGGGACUUUGAGAAGAACGACAGCAUCUAUGAUGAGCUCCAGAAACAUGAUCGGGAAAACGAGGAUGUUCCUUCCAAAUGGAGAUCAGAAGAGGAGAUGGCCAAAGAGGCAACAGAAUUACACAGCCUCUUCAACUAGCUUCUUUAGCCAGGGGUAGAAGACCUGCAGAUGGAGAACAGCAAGUUGAUACAUGUUCUUAUCUAUCUUUUUGACCGUUUAUUCAAAUAAAAAUUUUAGUUUA